AUGCUGCAUCUAAAGAUUCUAAUGAUUUUCGAAAUCAUAAUAUUUUGGGGAUCUUUUAGCUUUGGAAUUCCCGGGGACAAAGCUUUAAUUAUUGGAGCGUUGAAACCUCCGUCCUUCAUUUCCAUCAAAGAAAUACCAAACAAUUCUGCGAGUUCUUUUGACAAUUUUACACUUAAAUUUACACCGGAAAUCCCUUUAAUCUUCAGUCUGGCAUCUGAUCCAAAGAACUCGGUAGUUUUUGCAGCCAUUAUGAAUGGUAUUUAUAUUUUCAAGAAUUUUUCUAUUUUGCAAAACUCUGUGAUAGAAUUGCCAACUGAGUACAGAGGUAGAUCUAUAGCAUAUGGACAGAUCGCAUUUGACUUUGUAUCAAACAAUAUGUAUUGGUGCGAUUCCUUGCUUAAUUGGAUUGCUAUGAAACCAGCGUACAGUUUCAAGAACACGAUAUAUAAAGUCAUAAUUCACAAGGACUUGGUUCUACCCGAAGGGCUGGCUGUGGAUCCAGAGGAUGGAUUAAUAUUUUUUUCUGACAAUGAUCACAAUGCACGGAUCGAGAAAGCUUUCUUAGACGGUCAAAACAGAGUGAGCAUUGUAUACAAAGGACUGUCAAAAGUUUCGUCCCUAACUGUAGACACAGCAAACAAUAAACUCUACUGGGCAGAUUCAAGUAGACUCACCUUGGAGGGCUGUAAUUACGAUGGGUCAAACAGAAGAGUGAUAAGACGCUUGAACGAUGUGUUAGUGUCAGGCUUAACUUACCACCAGAAUAUCCUGCAUGCUGUGAGUUCUUCGACUAAUUUGAUGUUCGGAGUAAAUACAACAUCUGGGUAUCUUCUUUACUCACGAAAACUUCCUACCUUACAACCUUUUGCAAUAACUUUGUAUGACAACGAGCCCCCAGUUACCUUUAACGAUCCAUGUUCAACGCUAAACUGUCAGCACAUGUGUGUCAACACGCAAUCAGGACCUAAAUGUUUGUGCUCAGAAGGUUUUGAUCUCAAUAGUGAUAACAAAACCUGUACAGAUGCCUCCAUCUUUUAUGCAAAGGGCUUCAUCGUUAGCAACGCCUCAAUGUUUGUCAUGCAUGAAAUAAUUGCAAACGGCCAGAAGGUGCAAGAUAACAUCAUUAAAUACAUACCCGGUACCAUUAUUGAGUCGUUUGCUAUUGAUUCAAAUUUAGACAUCAUUUACUUGGUGGAUGGCAAAAGUAGUUCGUUAAAAAAAUAUAACAUCAGAUCAAAUCAAUUGAUCACUUUAACCUCGAUUUCGGCUUCAACAGAUUUGAUUUUUGACUGGAUAGCAAAUCUCCUUGGAUGGAUAGAACCCAGGCUGUCAAGCAUACAGUCUUUUUCAGUCAACUCGCAGAUCACAGACACCAUAUAUUCUAGCCUUCAAAACCCCGAGUCUUUAACCGUAGAUCCAUACACUGGUGAACUAUAUUGGAUUGUUGGGGCCCCCGAGAAGUCGAUUGUUCGUGGAUCCUGGACCAGGAAUGCGCCAAAAGUUUUGAUAUCGGCAGCAAACCUAAAUUCCCCGAGAUCUUUACAAUUUGACGUCACUAGUCAAAGGCUCUACUGGCUGGAGCACACAUUUAUUAAAAGCUCAAACGCAAACGGUUCUGAUAUCAAAAGCCACAUCAACACAAAAGGAGCAAAAAAGAUCUUCGCAUACAAGGGUUACUUUGUUUGGAUAAAUGAGGAUGAUCUUCACUUCCAUAUUGCCAAUACCUUUCAAGCGGAGUAUACAUUACCGACAUUACAAAACCCGAGAGAUGCUGCUGUAUUUGAUUCUUCUUUGCAAGAUGACAAAAGAGGUACCUGUCAUAUUCUAAAUGGAGGAUGCGAAGAAAUCUGUCUUCCAGUAGAAAAUGGUCGUAGAUGUGAGUGCGAUAUCGGCCUAAAACUUCAACCUGAUCAGAGCUGUGACAGCGAUUUAUUUUCAUCAAACUUUAUAUUAGUAACCGACUUCUCCCAUGGACGAAUUCUACAAAUUGAUCUUCAGAACGGAACCGUAGUAAAACUACCGCUAUCAGUAAAUAAAGCAACAGGAUUAGCAUUUGAUAAGUCGACGAUGAAACUCUUCUUUUCUGAUAAUUCGACAAAAACAAUAACUUCAACAGCGUUACACGGAAGAGAUACAGAAGUAUUCUACACACCAGGCUUUGCUUACGCUGCAAGUCUAGACAUCGAUUACUCUACGGGGAAUCUGUACUACACUGCUGUAGGACCGACUGCAUCUCAGAGUUACAUUGGUGUAGUUCACAGAACCACAGCAAUCCACAAGACUCUACUUAACAACAUGGGCAUCCCACAUGAUAUAACUCUCUGUCCUUCAAAAGGAUAUUUCUUUUGGACGGAAAUUGGAAACAAGACUAAAAUUGGUAGAGCAAUUAUGGACGGAACAACCCCAACCUACAUUGCAACAAGAGGAAUAGAAAUGCCAAAUGGCUUAACUGCGGAUUGUUCGGCAAGCCGGUUGUUUUGGACAGAUGGGUUUUUAAAUCGCAUAGAGUUCUCCAACUUCAAUGGUGAAAAUCGUCAUGUUCUGGCAUCUGACAGUGACGCUUUUAUCAAUGAUAUUGUGAUUCAAGGAAGGUACAUAUUCUACACUGCAUGGAAUCGACAAAGUAUCACUAAAAUUGAUAAGAUAACGGGAUCAACAGUUCAAUUUAUGUCAGAUCAUCCAGAGUUUGGACGACUUGACAGCUUAGAUAUAUAUGCAGAUGAAAUGCGAGACGUAAGUUCAAACUGUUCUAUCAAAAAUGGAUUAUGCAGUACGUUCUGUUUUCCGACUCCAACUGGAAGAACAUGCGGUUGUCAAGACAAUGUUAAUCUCCAAUCAGAUCAAGUAACAUGUGAAGGAGUGGUUCGAUGUCAAACUCUGCAGCGGAAUUUGAAUUUUACUGAUUGCCUUCCCUAUCCCGGACAGUCAUGUAACGUCAAUUGUAAGACUGGAUAUCAACUAGUUAUCAACAGAACUGUUUCAUGUGGAUCUGAUGGGCAGUGGAUACCUUCAACAGACACAAUUUGUAAAGGGAAAGAGUCCACCUCUGAGGCAAGACAGUCGGGUAUGAUUUACAUUUACAUGAAUGCUGUGUUGUCUGCAGUUGGUGCUAUUGUUGUUUCCAUGGUUAUAGUGGGAUUCACAUGUCUGAUGAAAAGAAAAAUCAAUAACACAAGAAAAACGGCUAAAACGUCCUCCUCGAACACAAGACAUGACACUACAUCUACGUUCGAGAGUCAUGGAUAUACCAGUGCUGAAGAGGAACAUUACCAUACCAUAGAUCCUGUCUAUGAUACAAUGCAUGAUGGGUAUAACGAACCAAGGAACCCUUACCUUGUUGUAUUAGAAUAAAAAUGUGAUUACUAGUGAAAGAAAAAGGUCGAUGAAAAAGGCAUUUUCAAUAUAGAAAAUGUUCCAGUUUACACCAAUUGAAAUAUGAACUUGUUUAAAACAUUUUUAAAAUAGAGAAAGAAACACCCUUAAAUACGGGAGAGAAGAGGAUUUACUUUUGUUUUGUACACUUUGUCUAUUUAGAAUGUCUAAAAGAAUAAAUGUUGGACUUUCUCAUACAAA
Messenger RNA from Magallana angulata, 3573 nucleotides. RefSeq names its product low-density lipoprotein receptor-related protein 4-like. Lineage: Eukaryota; Metazoa; Mollusca; Bivalvia; Ostreida; Ostreidae. The record is from RefSeq and is a predicted model, not a curated record. Bases 1 to 3351 code for a protein of 1116 amino acids. The transcript has 20 exons.